Molecule: messenger RNA, 1527 nt
Organism: Fusarium musae
Lineage: Eukaryota; Fungi; Ascomycota; Sordariomycetes; Hypocreales; Nectriaceae
Exons: 2
Coding region: 1-1527 (508 amino acids)
Biological process (GO): ergosterol biosynthetic process; isoprenoid biosynthetic process
Cellular component (GO): cytoplasm
Molecular function (GO): ATP binding; mevalonate kinase activity
Source: RefSeq, a predicted model, not a curated record
AUGCCAUCUGUGACCCCAGUCAUGGUGAACGGGCUCAAUGGCAGCCAUGCCAAUGGCAACGGCAACAGUCAUGGCCCUGCCUCCGAUUCUGGGUCCGAAACAUCUGGCGACUCCAGCAAUGGCAGUGCCCGUCGUCGCAUGAAGUUGAGCCGCAAAAUGUCUAGCCCUAUGGCACCUCCUUUCAUGGUAUCGGCACCAGGAAAGGUCAUUGUUUUCGGAGAACACUCUGUUGUCCAUGGAAAGGCAGCCAUUGCCGCAGCCAUCUCACUGCGGUCAUACCUUCACGUCACCACCCUCUCCAAGUCGAAACGUACCGUCUCGCUCCGGUUCGCUGAUAUCGGUCUCGUUCAUACAUGGAAUAUUGACGAUCUGCCAUGGGACACAUUCCAACAGCCUUCCAAGAAGAAGUCAUACUACUCUCUCGUAACAGAACUCGACCCUGAUCUUGUUGCGGCCAUCCAACCACACAUCGAAGUAGUCUCACCCAACCACCCAGAGGAGAUUCGAAGAGUUCAUCAUAGCUCUGUCUCAGCUUUCCUCUACCUCUUCCUAUCGCUAGGAUCGCCAUCCUUCCCUCCAUGUCUAUACACUCUCCGAUCAACAAUACCAAUCGGUGCUGGCUUGGGCAGCAGCGCGUCAGUUUCAGUAUGCCUUUCAGCGGCUCUUCUUCUUCAACUACGGACACUAUCCGGCCCUCACCCAGAUCAACCUUCGGAAGAAGCACGACUUCAAGUCGAACGAAUCAACAGAUGGGCAUUUGUGUCAGAGAUGUGUAUUCAUGGGAACCCUUCUGGUGUGGAUAAUACGGUUGCGACACAAGGUAAAGCCGUGGUGUUUCAACGGACAGAUUACUCCAAACCACCGACGGUUCGACCUCUGUGGGAUUUCCCUGAACUGCCUCUGUUGUUGGUGGACACUCGACAAUCCAAGUCUACCGCACACGAGGUUGCCAAGGUUGCAAAGCUCAAGCAAACCCACCCCAAGCUUGUUGGCACGAUCUUGGAUGCGAUGGACAAGGUCACGGAUGCCGCUUCUGAGCUCAUUCAUGACACUUCUUUUGACAGCAAUUCGGAGGCGGACCUCAGCAAGGUGGGCGAGCUGAUGACUAUCAAUCAUGGCCUAUUAGUAUCCCUGGGUGUUUCCCAUCCACGCUUGGAACGAGUGCGAGAACUUGUCGACCAUGAGGGUAUUGGAUGGACAAAGUUGACAGGCGCUGGCGGCGGUGGAUGCUCAAUCACACUUCUACGACCUGGUGUACCCACAGAUAAGCUACAAAAGCUUGAAGAACAACUAGAGUCCGAGAAUUACGCCAAAUUCGAGACGACUCUUGGUGGUGACGGUAUUGGUGUCCUUUGGCCAGCUGUCUUGAAGAACGGUACAGAGGAAGACGACUCGGGUGGUAUGGAGAUUGAUCUUGAGAAGUUCUUGGAAGCCGAGGGCACUGAGGGUGUCGAAAAGCUCGUCGGAGUACAUGGCGAUACUGGAGAAAGAGAAGGAUGGAAGUUCUGGCGAGUUGAAAGCCAGUAA